GACAACUACGUUUAUUUCGUGAUGGUGCUUUUUUCUUUUAUGAAAAUGCUAAUGUGAAUUAUUAAUAGAACAAACAGACUGUUUUCUUUAUAAUCGAGAUGUGAUUGUUUAUUUUUUUUUGUUUGUUCUUUUAAUUAUCAUAUAUCCUUGAUUUUAAAUUGUGAUAAUUCUAUUCAAACGAUAAAACGAUGCUGUUCUGUAUACAUAUAUAUAUUACGUUUCUAUUUUUUUUUCAGAUUGAUAGAAGAGAAAGAAAUUCGAAAAAAAUGUCAAAACAAAUCAUUAUUUAUGGAGGUAAACAUUUAUUGGUUAAAAAUUGAAAGAAGCCUUACUAUCGAAUACAUCGAAAUAAAAUUCUCAAAUAUAUACUUUUAUUCACCAUAGUUAAUGCCUCUAUUUUCUAAUUAUAGGUCGUGGAGCUUUAGGUGAUUGUUUAGUUAAAUAUUUCAAAGGCAAAAAUUUUAAAGUAACAUCAAUUGAUUUAAAAGAAAAUGAACAAGCGGAUGUCAAUAUCGCUCUUGGUGAUACUGAAAGUGUUGAAAAACAAGCUGAAUUGAUUAGCGAAAAAAUUCAAGCUUCAUUGAAUGGCGAAUCUGUUGAAGCAAUUUUAAAUGUUGCUGGUGGUUGGGCAGGAGGAAAAGCGAAUGAUAAAGAUUUUAUCAAAAAUUCUGAUUUAAUGUUGAAACAAAGUGUUCAUUCAACAUUAAUUGCUGCAUCAUUAGCUAGUAAAUUUCUCAAGGAAAAUGGUUUAUUAACACUUGCAGGUGCCGCAGCUGCUCUCAAUCCAACACCAGGUAUGAUUGGUUAUGGUGCAGCUAAAGCAGCUACAAUACAUAUUGGCAAAAGUCUUGCAGCAGCUGACAGUGGCAUGCCUAAAGGCUCUUCAGUACUUACAAUUGCACCGAUAAUGUUGGAUACACCAAUGAAUCGUAAAUUUAUGCCGAAAGCUGAUACAAGUACAUGGACACCACUUGAAUAUAUUGCUGAAUUAUUUUAUAAAUGGGUUAAUGAUCCAUCUUCACGUCCAGAUAAUGGAUCUGUUGUUAAAUUAACAACAACGAAUGCUAAUACUGAAUUAAGCUUUCAUUAA
Messenger RNA from Adineta steineri, 1090 nucleotides. Lineage: Eukaryota; Metazoa; Rotifera; Eurotatoria; Adinetida; Adinetidae. The record is from the annotation of a GenBank genome assembly.